GAGAAAAAUAUCCUCAUGACUCAUUAUUGUGAUCAAAAUCUGAUCUUUUUCUUUUCUUCUUAUCAUGGAUCGAUCACUGAUGAAGGGAACCGAGGAUCUGGUCGCAGUCCUCUCAACUGGGAUAUCAGAACCAGCAUUGCCCUUGCUGCUGCCCGUGGCAUCGAGUACAUCCACUCUACCAGCCUCACAGCCUCCCAUGGCAACAUCAAGUCCUCCAACAUCCUCCUCGCCAGCUCCUCCGACGCGCGAGUCGCAGACCACUGCCUCGCUCAUCUCGUCGGCAGCUCCGCCUCAUCCAAUAGAGCUACCGGUUACCGCCCGCCGGAGGUCUCCGACAGCCGAAAGGUUUCUCAGCCGGCUGAUGUCUACAGCUUUGGCGUGCUCCUCCUGGAGCUACUUACAGGCAAGGCUCCAGCCCAAGCGAUCCUGAAUGAAGGCGGCGUUGAUUUGCCACGGUGGGUACGGUCAGUCAUCCAUGAAGAGUGGAUGACGGAGGUGUUUGACAUGGAACUGUUGAGGUAUCAGAGUGUGGAGGAAGAGAUGGUGCAGUUGCUGCAGCUUGGCGUGGACUGCACCGAGCAGUUUCCGGACCAGCGGCCGACGAUGUCGGCGGUUGUGGCGAGGAUUGAGGAGAUUCGGCAGUCGAGCCUCGGGGGGAGCAAGGAGGAGCGACAGCAGGAACAGCAGGAGUUUGCGGUUGAUGAGUAGACUUUUUCCAUGGCUCUCUUCACUGGUCUGGAUUCAGGAAUGUAGCAGGUUUUCACUUUUAUUGAUUUAUGUAAGUAUUUUGUGGUUGUACGGGCGGAUGGUUUUAUUUUGCUUUAAUUUUUUUUCCUUUAUUAAGGUACUUUUCUCUGGUCCUUUAUUUUGCUUUAAUUAUUUAUU
Messenger RNA from Phalaenopsis equestris, 885 nucleotides. RefSeq names its product probable inactive receptor kinase RLK902. The transcript has a single exon. Bases 16 to 708 code for a protein of 230 amino acids. NCBI's taxonomy places the organism in Eukaryota, Viridiplantae, Streptophyta, Magnoliopsida, Asparagales, Orchidaceae. The record is from RefSeq and is a predicted model, not a curated record. Gene Ontology annotation, biological process: protein phosphorylation. Gene Ontology annotation, molecular function: ATP binding; protein kinase activity.